This is a messenger RNA of Durio zibethinus, 1306 nucleotides long. RefSeq lists its product as uncharacterized. Gene Ontology annotation, molecular function: lyase activity. The record is from RefSeq and is a predicted model, not a curated record. Lineage: Eukaryota; Viridiplantae; Streptophyta; Magnoliopsida; Malvales; Malvaceae.
CAAGUGGAUAUGGUUUUCGCAUGCACUUUGCCCUGUGUUUCUGGAAUUCAACCUCAAUGGCCAUUUUCUUGGAGUGGUAGUAGUUCUCCAUUGCCUUCUCCUCGUUUCAAGCCAUGUUCCUCUUCCUCUGCCUCUUCUCACAACCAUACUUUUUCUCUCAUUCAAGACUCUGCUGUCAUUGCCUGCCUUCGUGCCAACAGUGCUGAGCAGGCGAUGGAAGCUGCUCGUGCUGCUGUAAAUGGUGGCAUUGCAGUUCUGGAGAUUGUGAGGUCUACUCCGGGUGUGUUUGAGGUCUUGCAGACUCUGGUUAAGGAGUAUCCUACCAAGGCCUUUGGUGUUGGGACUGUUUUAAAUGCUGAGGAUGCCAAAACUGCUAUAAAUGCCGGAGCCAAGUUUCUUAUGAGUCCUGCUAUGGUGAAGGACAUUAUAGUUGAUGUUCAAGAUGCUGAUAUUUUAUACAUACCUGGAGUAAUGACGCCAACAGAAAUAUUCUCUGCGUAUAAUGCUGGUGCCAAGAUUGUCAAGGUUUAUCCUGUUUCCGCGUUAGGUGGUGUGCAAUACAUAUCAGCAAUUAUGAAACCUUUCUCUCACAUCCCAAUGGUUGCUUCCCAAGGCAUAACAAUAGAUUCAGUAGGGGAUUAUAUUGGUCAGGGAGCAAUAUCAGUUGUUUUAUCGGAUGCUAUAUUUGAUAAAGAGGCAAUGAGCCAAAAUAACUUCGAUGUCAUACAUCAACUCGCCAAAUCCGCUGCUUUUCAGGGCAAAAAUGCUGUAAAAAGGAAGAAAAGGUGCAGGCUAAAUUAUUUACUUCACUCAUAAGUUACGAUUUUCAUCGAUAUCAUGCAUACAAGAUUGCUGCACUAGCACCAUCAACUAUAUAACUUUGAUUUGUUCAAGCAAGGAAUAGCUUCAGAUACUGACCAAAAAAACAGAACCUGGGUUGAAUACUUCAUGAUAUGCAAGUCCUGUAACCUGCAUGGCUGUCAACUCGCUUCGAGUAAUCGAAGCUCGAAAGCAAGCCAAAACCUAGGCUGUGGAGGAAGCAAAAUGUGAUGAUGCAUGGGGUACCUGUCACCUCUUUCACCAUUAGGUACAGUUGACUGAGUGUAACAUCCUAAAUUGACUACUUGUUCAAUCAACUUAAUCGUCUUGAAAAGCAGAAAAUUGGGUCUGCAUUGACACUGUUUUUCCAGGCUAGUUUCCUCUUGCUCUUCUAUAAUUUCUUUCUAAGAGGGAGGGGGAAAUUGGUACCUAAACUUUGAAAAGGAACAAUGUGCUAUUUGAAUUAAUAAAUUAAAGGUUAAUUUCA